Danaus chrysippus (African queen) is the source of this 2454-nucleotide messenger RNA. NCBI's taxonomy places the organism in Eukaryota, Metazoa, Arthropoda, Insecta, Lepidoptera, Nymphalidae. The record is from the annotation of a GenBank genome assembly.
AUGUUCCACAGCGGAGACGAGGGGCCGGUGUAUUACAGAGAAAUACAAAAAAAUGCUUACCUUAAGAGAAUACCAAUUGAGAGCAGUGGGAAAUUACGACCGCUCGGCAAUAAGAAACAGCCAUUGAAGCCAAUGUGGACAUUAUUUUGCAUACACAAUGGCAGGGUGCCGUUCUUAGAGCAAUAUCCCGAACCAAAAGCUACUCUCACUCACCAGCCUACUUGGAGAGUAUGUUUGAAAACCGCCAGACAUGUUACAGCAAGUGUGAAACCUCAUCUGGGAGAAGAAUAUGAUUUCCUCGUUGAUACGGAUCAUGGACCUAUCAGGAUGCUGGCCCCUAAUUGGGACUCAAUGCAAGACUGGGUGUCCAUUCUACGUACGAAGCUUCACGAACUCCGAAUAGUCUCUCCUGGUGAGAAUGUAUACUGUUCACCACCGGCUGCGCUGCCACCGCGUGCUGCGGCGAGAGAUCCCACAUCCCCACUACCACCCACACCGCCUGUGCCACCGGAUAGGGUACCAGGAAUCGAUUUGACUCCAAUAACAAGAAAUCUAGAACCCAACACUAGUGACACAAACAUCACUAACGAGGCUGAACGGAACGAAUCAGUGACAUCAAUCACAAAUCAGCCGUCAAACCUGACGUCACUAUCAAAUAUGACAUCAAUGACAUCAGAUAUAAAUGAUUCUGACGUAGAUAUAUCGAAUUGGGACGCGUAUCCAUUGCCAAGCACGAGCAGAGACGAUACUAGAACGAUUGCCAAGAUAUGCGGACAGAAUAUAUGUUUAGAUGAUUCAAUACUCAAGAGGAAUGUUAGUGAGAGUGAUGAGGAGUUCUUCAAUGAGAUAGAUGAGAUUAAAGACGACUGCGAGUACAAGCAACGACUGGUUGUUAGCGAGGGAGACGGACAGAGUACCGCAAAUAUAUCAAGAAACAACGUGACAGUGAUCCAAGUAUCAAACAAGACUCCGCACACCGCGAUACCAGUGUUGGGUGAAAACGUGUUCGACUUCGAAUUCAAACAGAAAUUAACGAUAAAACCGGAAAAUAACGAUUUCGUGAACAUCGUAAACACAGAAAACCGGAACAGCUACGGCACUGUUUACGUCGAUGAUUACAGGCACGUCCCUACAACUGUCAACUUGACAGGCGAUGAGUCGAAUGACGCGGGAAAUGUCAAAGUGACAGCUGCCGGGCCGAGUACAGAUAAUAAUGAAGUCAACGUCAAAAUGACAGAUGGCUCGACAGUGACAGAUGUAAAUGUCAAUGUGAUUGAAGAUUCAAACGCUAGGGAUGUCAACGGUUUAUACGAGCGGUUAUGCAUGGCUUCAACCUCCAAUAGGGCUGCCUCUCCGCUGUCAAUACGAAAAGUGAUUAACGAGAAUAAGAUAAGAAAAUCGUCUCUACCCAAUCUAGAUAUAGCCGAAUCGACUUACGAGUAUCUAUAUCCUAAUAAUUCUAAUACCGAUGUCAUAGUUAAUAGCAAUAUUGAGAGGAUUAAUGUUGGUAGUGACAACCCUAAUACAAGGGUGAUAAGGUCGAAUAUAGAAAGGUCGCAGAGUCAGAACGCAUACGAUAUAAGUCCGCGGCGAAGAAUACAGAAUAAUAGCCCUAAGAGAGAUAAUAAACAAGAAAAAUCGGAACAACAACAACAGAAACCGGUGUGGAAAAGAGGUUUGACCGAACUGUCGCUGUUGAGCCGAUUGAGAGGAAUCGGUCAGAAGAGGCAGGAGAGUCCGAAUAGACAAGAGGAGAGAGUGACUUCAUCAGUGAAGGUAGUCCACCGACCAAGAACUCCAGCCAGAGACAAUGUUAGGAGGAGAAGCAGCUCACUUAAUAAUAGUCCCUCCCCUCCCGGUCCGUCGCCCCUCCAGCCCCUCCGUUGUCGGCAGGCGGCCGCGCUGAGAGCGGACCAGGGGCGCGGAGCUAGUGUUACAUCCGUGAGGGUUAAGGACGCGCCGCUCAUGUGCGAGUAUGAGAGGAGCGUGUGGGUCGCUCGUUGGGGUUCCAAUGGGUUCCGUAUAUCUGGUCGUUCAGGUGAUAGAGUCGCGGGGAUAGCAGGUUCGACUCCCAGCUCGCUCACACACGCGAGGAACUUGAUUAGGAAUGCUCAUACGUCGUUUAUAGACAUACUAUUUCACCGGGUUCCCCUCGCUAAGAUAUACGUCAUCAACAAGAGAGAUAAAGAAAGUUUGGGUAUAAAGUUGGACAAUGAAUGUACUAUAACAUCAAUAGCGGCGGAGUCGCCAGCUAGCCGGGCAGGGCUGCCAGCGGGUCGGUGGGCCGUCACGGAAGUUAAUAAUCGACCUAUAAAUAUAGUCAAGGGUGGUGAAGAAGAAAUGAACAGAAUCUCUUUCCACGGCACAGAAGUGUCAAUAUUAAUUCAACCGUCGGGACUGGUCAAGAAAAUGAGAUCGGCUUUAAAAGGAAGACAGCUACUAGCAAUACGGUGA